Molecule: messenger RNA, 858 nt
Organism: Cotesia congregata
Lineage: Eukaryota; Metazoa; Arthropoda; Insecta; Hymenoptera; Braconidae
Source: the annotation of a GenBank genome assembly
AUGUAUGACGUAUUGUUUUAUUUCUGCAGAGAAAAAUUACCUAAUGAAGCGACUGUGAUAUUGAGCUCUACACAAGCAGGUUUAGUUAAAAUAAGACCUUCAGUUGUUUCUAGUGCGUUUGUCGUGGUAACAAUAGAAAAAUCGAUAUUUUUAUUUUACUUAAGCGAAGUUGUCGGUUGGAUCUACUUCCUAACAUGGACCAUAAGUUUUUACCCUCAAGUAUACGAAAAUAUCAAGCGAAAAAGUAUAGUAGGAUUUAGUUUCGAUUUUUUAGCGCUCAAUAUUGUCGGAUUUGUUAUGUACGCCAUAUUCAACUGCGGGCUUUAUUGGAUACCAGAAAUCGAAGUACCAAUAACAAUGCUAAUGAAAAUAUUAUUUCAGAGACAAUAUUCCGAACGAUAUCCAAGAAGUUUGAUCCCAGUACUAUUCAAUGAUGUUUUUUUUUCAAUUAAUGCUGUUGUAGCAAAUUUAAUAAUUAUGGGACAAUGUUUUAUUUAUGAGAUUGGCUCGCAAAGAGUUUCUAUAACUGCGAAAAUACUCAACGGUAUAUUUGGAAUACUCGCAGUAGUUUCAUUUGCAUUAUCUAUCGGAAAAGUAAUUCUGUGGCUUGAUUUUUUCUAUUUAUGUAGCUAUAUAAAGCUAGUUAUAACAAUAAUCAAAUAUAUACCGCAAACAUACUCUAAUUGUGUGAGAAAAUCCACAUCUGGUUGGAGUAUUGCCACUACUCUUUUGGAUAUUAUCGGUGGAAUUCUCUCUAUGCUUCAAAUGAUAUUGAACUCUUACAAUUACAAUGACUGGGAAAGUAUUUACGGCGACAUCACGAAAUUCGCGCUUGGUUUAAUUUCAACUUUGUUUGAC